This is a messenger RNA of Caenorhabditis remanei, 291 nucleotides long. RefSeq lists its product as uncharacterized. The transcript is spliced from 3 exons. NCBI's taxonomy places the organism in Eukaryota, Metazoa, Nematoda, Chromadorea, Rhabditida, Rhabditidae. The coding region runs from base 1 to 291 and encodes 96 amino acids. The record is from RefSeq and is a predicted model, not a curated record.
AUGUUCUCCAAAAUCAAGUUCAUCUUCAUUCUGGUUCUCGUCAUCCAUCUGGCAUAUUCUCAGGCUCCUUGCUCACCAGAGCAUGAUCCAGAUUGUGCCAACUCCGCUUCAUCUCAAUGCAAUGUUGUGAUAGGCCAAGUGAUCGGUGCCUUGAAAACUGCCAUAUCGGCAAUCUCGACUUUUCAGAAACAAGUUGAUGGCCUUCUCAAAUGCACACUGGAUGCUAUGUCGAAUCUUAUCAAGGCGAUAACUUCUUGGUUGAUAGAACAGUUGACGGGGCUGAACAUUUAA